AUGGAUUUGAUUCUUAAAACAACCGAUGGAGGAAAUCUGGCUGCUACAUCGCAACCUUGGUUGGCUCCAAACGCAUUUCACACCAUCAUCAAACAACCUUCCAUCUAUGUGAAUGGGACUCUGACCACCAAACAAACAGACACGUACGCUUACAAAGCAUAUCUGAAAACCAUACUCAAUUAUGGAACAGAAGAUGAGGAAAGGAUUCUCAGACCUCAAGGAUAUUACUCAGCUCUAAAUUAUCCACCUAACGACCUGACAGUCAAUCAAAUCGACAGUGGCACACCUCAUGCCAACUACACAGCAUUAUCGAAAGAACGAAAAAAAGCAGUCGAUGGUCUCUAGGAAAUGAAAGAAAAAACCACGGGAGGAAAAACCAUUCAAUUGUUUGGGUUACCUCAUGUAGAUUUGUUCAAUACGGGUAGAAUGCUUAUACCAGGAGUUGAUCUCAAAAUGAGGUUUACACUCAAUGAUCCUAAAUUCUUCAUGAACGGGAUUGGUAAGGUAAACACCGACGUCAGGUUACAAGCUGGUGAUUUGAAAAUGAAAUUCUAUGCCUGCAUAAUCAAAGUCAGGUCAGACGUGUACAAUAAAAUCGCUACAGCUAGACUGCAGAGGAAUCUGGAUGUGUAUUAUCCCACCGUCAGAUCAGAAAUCAGGACCUAUACCUUGCAAAACAAUCACACUAACUUUGAAGCUACAGAUGUGUUCAACGGAAGAGUCCCAGACCGUGUGGUGGUGGAUUUAGUCUAUCAAGAUGCUUUCUCAGGCAAUUACGCCUACAACCCUUUCAAUUUCCCAAAAUUCAAUGUAAGUAGCAUCAAACAGAUUGUGGAAGGGGAAGAGUACCCCUAUCAACCUUUGCAACUUAUUGCAGCCAACGGUCAACUAGACAUGUCAGGGUAUCACAGACUUAUCAGUGCCAAUUGUUCAGCCUACCGAGGAAAAUGUAUGAUCAAACCAGAACAUUGGGGAGACGAUCAUCAUACCACAUUAUACAUGUGGGAAAAUAUCGCCUCUGGAUGUGCAGACAGUGUUCAAUUGAACCCUAAACAGGAAGUACAUGUCAAAAUCGCCAUUACAAAGACAGCUGUCAAUUCGUUAAUCACCGUGAAUUCGAAAACAUGA
This is a messenger RNA of Pocillopora meandrina, 1128 nucleotides long. NCBI's taxonomy places the organism in Eukaryota, Metazoa, Cnidaria, Anthozoa, Scleractinia, Pocilloporidae. The record is from the annotation of a GenBank genome assembly.